AUGGGCAAGGCGGCGCGGGGCAAGAAAGGCGGCCCGCCGGUGGCCGCCGGCCGGGCCUCGGGCUCCGCCGCCCGCCUGGUGCGCAGCAACCCCUUCGAGGUGAAGGUGAACAAGCAGAAGUUCCACAUCCUGGGCCGGAAGACGAAGCACGACGUGGGGCUGCCGGGCGUCUCUCGCUCCAAAGCCCACAAGAAGCGUACACAAACGUUGCUAAAAGAAUACAAAGAAAAGGACAAAUCUAGUGUGUUUAAAGACAAGCGGAUUGGUGAAUAUGACACCAGAAUAAAUCCAGAGGAAAAAAUGAUGAAGAGGUUUGCUUUGGAACAGCAGAAAAAUCAUGAGAAAAAAAGCAUCUAUAAUCUUAAUGAAGAGGAAGACUUAACUCAUUACGGCCAGUCUCUGGCAGACAUUGAGAAACUGAAUGAUGUCCUGGAGAGUGACAGUGACACUGAAGAAACUGGAGUGCUGUCAGCUGAAUUAACUGCUGCUCACUUUGGCGGAGGUGGUGGUCUUCUUCGUAAAAAAGCUCUCUCGGGGCAGGAAAAUGAAAACGACAAAAAAAGUAAAUCGCGGAAGGAACUUAUAGAGGAACUAAUUGCAAAAUCCAAACAGGAAAAGAGAGAGCGACAAACUCAGAGGGAAAAUACACUAGAACUUACAGAAAAACUCGACAAUGAUUGGAAAGAAAUCCAAGCCUUUCUGUCCCACAAAAAUUCCAAGACAGAGACCAAACACAAAGUGGAGGAGAAGGUCAAGCCCGAUGAAUAUGAUAUGAUAGUUCGAGAGCUUGGGUUUGAGAUGAAGGCACGGCCCUCCGGUAGGAUGAAAACUGAAGAAGAGUUGGCGAAAGAGGAACAAGAGAGACUUCUCCAGCUAGAGGCAGACAGGUUACGUCGAAUGCAUGGCGAAGAUGAAUCUGAUCCCAAAAAGAAACCCAAGCACAUUUCAGCUGAUGACUUGGCAGAUGGGUUCAUCCUGGAUAAAGAUGACAGGCGUCUUCUUUCUUAUAACGAUGGGAAACUGAGUAUUGAGGACGACAAUGGUGAGGAUUUGGAAGACAGCAGAGGGCGAAAAGAAGAUGACAGUGAAGAAGUGGAAAGUGAGGAAGAAUCUGAUAGUGACUGUGAUGCUAUUGAUAGUCACUCUGAUCUUGAAUCAGAUGAUGGAACUGUGGAAAAAACCAUUGCAGGUGAAGAACAGAAAAAGAGAAAUGAAAUGAACAAAAAUAAAUCACAAUCUGAGGAGCAAAUCGCAAAGAAGAAAGUCGCCAGUCUGGAGUUGCCAUAUACAUUUGCUGCUCCAGAAUCCUAUGAGCAGCUUAAAGCAUUAUUGUUGGGAAGAACAAUGAAAGAGCAGCUGCUUGUGGUAGAAAGGAUUCAGAAGUCCAACCAUCCAAGCCUGGCCAUGGAGAACAAAGCAAAGUUGGAAAAACUGUUUGGAUUUCUUCUGGAGUACAUUGUGGAGCUGACAGCCGGGGAGCCUCCAGAGCUCAAAACCGUGGAUAUGCUGGUCCCGACCUUGUAUGAUCUUUGCCAGAUGUUCCCUGAAGCUGUGAGUCAUCAUGUGAAACUUGUCCUUCGAGAUGCUGCUCAUGACAUGGAUGAAGUUCUGGAAGUGAGAGGCCGUGCACCAUUUCCAGGGUUAGACAUGCUCAUAUGUUUGAAAAUCAUUGCAAUACUUUUUCCAACCUCUGAUUACUGGCAUCCUGUGGUAACACCAUCAAUGGUUUACAUGAGCCAGCUACUUACAAAGUGUCCAGUGACAACCCUGCAAGAUGUAGCUAAAGGGUUGUUUGUUUGCUGUCUCUUCCUGCAAUAUGUAUCUGUGUCUCAAAGAUUCAUCCCUGAACUUGUCAACUUCCUCUUGAGAAUUCUUCACAUGGCUAUACCCAGCAGAGGAGUCCAAGGCCUUCCUUUGAUUAAUCCUUUUAGAUCACUAGAUAAAAACUGCAACGUCCUUGUCAUCUGUGAAGCAGCAGACACGAAGACCUGGCAACAGCAAAAUCUUCCACUCCAUGUCGUAACUGGAUCCAAAGAAAAUAGCAGAGCAGAAGUGAAUCAUCUCAGGCUUUCCUGCGUAGGUCUGUGCCUGGAUCUUGUUAAAAGAUGUGCUGUUCUGUAUGGAUCGCUCCCGUCUUUCCAGGAAAUAAUGAAGCCCAUCCAAAUACUCCUCCGUAAGCAUGUGGCAGUGAGUGAGUACCCUGCGCAAUUACAGGAGUUGCACAACAGUGUUCUAACACAGCUGGAAGCACAAGGACAACGUUAUCAUCCGUUGGUGUGUGAAAAGAAAAAACCCGUGCCACUGAAGCUGUUCACACCCAAAAUAGUGAAAGUCCUAGAAUUUGGAAGAAAACAAGGAAGCAAUGAAAGGGAACAGGAAAGAAAACGACUGAUACAUAGGCACAAACGUGAACUGAAAGGAGCUGUCCGUGAGAUUCGCAAAGAUAACCAGUUCCUUGCCAGAAUGCAGCUUGCAGAAAUUACAGAAAGGGAUUCUGAAAGAAAAAGAAAAGUGAAACAACUCUUUGGGAGUCUUGCUGAGCAAGAGGGCAAUUGGAAGGCAAUGAAGAAAAAGAAGUUUUAAACUUUUGCUGAUCAUGUGUGGAG
This is a messenger RNA of Euleptes europaea (tarantolino), 2606 nucleotides long. RefSeq names its product NOP14 nucleolar protein (gene NOP14). The transcript has 19 exons. The record is from RefSeq and is a predicted model, not a curated record. Gene Ontology annotation, cellular component: nucleolus; small-subunit processome; Noc4p-Nop14p complex. Gene Ontology annotation, biological process: maturation of SSU-rRNA. NCBI's taxonomy places the organism in Eukaryota, Metazoa, Chordata, Lepidosauria, Squamata, Sphaerodactylidae. The coding region runs from base 1 to 2583 and encodes 860 amino acids.